Pseudogymnoascus destructans is the source of this 2053-nucleotide messenger RNA. It is a transcript of the gene ERG11, whose product is annotated as Lanosterol 14-alpha-demethylase. NCBI's taxonomy places the organism in Eukaryota, Fungi, Ascomycota, Leotiomycetes, Thelebolales, Thelebolaceae. The coding region runs from base 133 to 1722 and encodes 529 amino acids. The record is from RefSeq and is a predicted model, not a curated record. Gene Ontology annotation, molecular function: oxidoreductase activity, acting on paired donors, with incorporation or reduction of molecular oxygen; monooxygenase activity; iron ion binding. Gene Ontology annotation, biological process: ergosterol biosynthetic process. The transcript has 3 exons.
UCGAUUAUCUCCCCAGAAAACUAUACAAAUUGUCUCCUGUCCCUCCCUCCUGUCCAAACCAAACACCACUUCGGUUCCUACGAAUUCACCCCGACCACCUGGACCGUUCCCUCGCCGAACACAUACGGCACAAUGGGCCUAACAGAGAGCCUUACUGAGGCCGUCCUGAUCCCAAUCAAUGCGCAGAUUUCGGAGCGUGGUCUCGGCGUCGUGGCAGCCGUCGGAUUCGCGUCGUUCAUCGUCCUCGCUGUCGUCCUCAAUGUCUUGAGCCAGCUUCUUCCCCAAAACCCCAAUGAGCCGCCGCUUGUUUUCCACUGGUUCCCCAUCCUCGGAAACACUAUCAGCUAUGGAAUGGACCCAUACCCCUUCUUCUUCAAGUGCAGAGAAAAGUAUGGUGAUAUCUUUACUUUUAUCCUCCUCGGAAAGAAGACCACCGUAUACCUUGGAACAGCUGGCAACGAGUUCAUCCUCAACGGCAAGCUCAAGGACGUGAACGCGGAGGAGAUCUACACAAAGCUCACCACGCCAGUUUUCGGUACCGGAGUUGUCUACGACUGCCCCAACUCGAAGCUCAUGGAGCAGAAGAAAUUCGUGAAAGUCAGUCUCACCACCGAGACAUUCAGGUCCUACGUGCCCCUUAUCGUCCAGGAGGUCACCAACUUCAUCAAGACCAGCCCGAUGUUCAAGGGUCCCAGCGGUAAAACCGACGUUCCCGCAGCCAUGUCUGAGAUCACCAUCUACACCGCUUCCCGUACACUCCAAGGGAAGGAAGUCCGAUCCAGGUUCAACGCCGAAUUUGCCAACCUCUUCCACGACCUCGACAUGGGCUUCACCCCGAUCAACUUCAUGCUUCACUGGGCACCUCUGCCACAAAACCGUGCUCGCGAUCGCGCUCAGAGAAUCCUUUCCGAGACAUACAUGGAGAUCAUCCAGGAACGUCGCGCCGGAAACGUCCCUGAUGAGAAUGAGCACGAUUUGAUCCGACAUCUGAUGGCAUCGGUUUACAAGGACGGCACCCCUCUCCCUGACAAGGAGAUUUCACACAUGAUGAUUGCCAUGCUCAUGGCGGGACAGCACUCCUCGUCAUCGACCAGCUCCUGGAUGAUGCUUAACCUCGCCGCCCGCCCCGAUAUAAUCGAGGGACUCUACCAAGAACAGAUCCGCCUCCUAGGCGCCGACCUCCCCCCCUUGACCUAUGAGAACUUGGGCAAGCUCACCCUGAACAACGCCGUCCUCAAGGAGACCCUCCGUCUCCACACCCCCAUCCACUCCAUCCUCCGCAAAGUCAAGUCCCCCAUGCCCGUCCCCGGAACCAACUUCGUCAUCCCAACAACCCACACCCUCCUCUCCUCCGCCGGUGUCACCGCGCGGAUGGAGGAGUACUUCCCCGACCCUCUCAAGUGGGACCCCCAUCGCUGGGACGCAGGCGCAGCCGGCGUCCAGAUGGGCGAGAUCAAGGAGGAGCACGAGGACUACGGCUACGGCAUGAUCAGCAAGGGCGCCACGUCGCCCUACCUGCCCUUUGGCGCUGGCCGCCACCGCUGCAUCGGCGAGCAGUUCGCCGGCCUGCAGCUCGGGGCCAUCAUCGCGACCAUGGUGCGCGAGUUCAAGUGGAGGCUGCCUGACGGCGUGAACGAGGUUGUCGGCACGGAUUACAGCUCGCUGUUCUCGCGGCCGCUGACCCCGGCCAUGAUUGUGUGGGAGAAGCGGGAGAAGAACUAAGGGCCAGCCUGUGAUAAGGUCGCUGCAGAGAUGGAUGGUUGGGAGUACGGAUUGGCGGGCUCCGCGGAGUGUAAAUAAUUGUACUGGGCGGCGUUUGGAAUGACAGGAAACAGAUAUAUAGAUUUACCUAAUAUCACAUAACAGUUUGAGUAGCCGGUUCUAGAUACCGAAGCAAGAAUGCCCUUUCUCCCACUCUCUCGCUCAGUCACCGUGAACCCCCCGUUUCCACAGGCAACCGCGUAUUGCACUACGUUCGGACCUCGCCUCACCUCUCCCUCCCCUCCUCUGCCCCCCAACCGGCGAGGCCGCCCACCAGCCCUGCCAUCACCAC